This is a messenger RNA of Topomyia yanbarensis, 3216 nucleotides long. RefSeq lists its product as uncharacterized. The record is from RefSeq and is a predicted model, not a curated record. Gene Ontology annotation, molecular function: nucleic acid binding. Gene Ontology annotation, biological process: DNA integration. NCBI's taxonomy places the organism in Eukaryota, Metazoa, Arthropoda, Insecta, Diptera, Culicidae. The transcript has a single exon. The coding region runs from base 1 to 3216 and encodes 1071 amino acids.
AUGAUAAACGUUGUAAUCGACGGCCAGCAUCUGCAGAUGGAGCUUGAUACUGGUGCUCCGUGUGGAAUAAUUUCAGAGGCAAAGCUUAGAGGAAUCAAACCAAAUUUUUCGUUGCAACCAUCAGAUAGACACUUUUCAAGCUACUCGGGCCACCGUAUCAACUGCCUUGGUCGUGUACCAGUUAACGUAUCCAUUGGAUCGACAACGCGCAAAUUAAAUGUAUAUGUUGUGUCUGGCGAAUCCGACCCUCUCUUUGGACGUGAAUGGAUUGCUCAGUUUACUAGCCAGAUUAACAUCAACCAAAUGUUUGCUCCAUGCGCACAUAUCAACGUGCUAACGCAUUCUGAACUAUCUCCAAAUCAAGAAGUGCAGUUGUCAGAACUGCUCGAUAAGUACGAAGAAAUCUUUAGUGACGUUGCCGGCAAGCUAGUUGGGCCUCCAGCAAAAGUACACUUGAAACCGGGUUCAUCCCCUAUUUUUGCUAAGGCUCGUGAGGUUCCAUUUGCUCUACGAGAUCGUUACGCUACCGAAAUCGAGAAAAAGAUCACCGCAGGAUUUUACGAAAAGGUGGACUAUUCGGAAUGGGCUUCGCCGACACACAUCGUUGUGAAGAAGAACGGGGGUAUACGUAUAACAGGCAACUAUAAACCUACUGUUAAUCCGAGGAUGAUAAUCGACGAGCAUCCAAUCCCGAAAGUCGAAACAAUUUUCAACAAACUAAAGGGAGCCUCUUUGUUUUGUCAUCUAGAUUUAACCGAUGCCUAUACACAUCUGCCAAUCGAUAGCGAGUUCAGUCAUGUGCUCACACUAAAUACUACGACCCACGGCCUCAUUCGCCCCACGAGAGCCGUUUACGGUGCAGCGAAUAUUCCGGCUAUUUGGCAACGUCGAAUGGAGAGCAUUCUUCAAGGUUUGGAUAACGUUGUCAGUUUUUACGACGACAUCAUCGUCGCCGCAGACAACUUUAGCGAUCUUCUGUUAACCCUCACAGCGACAAUGGAUAGGUUGAAGCAAAACGGGAUACGACUCAACCGAUCAAAGUGUAUCUUCGCUGUUUCAUCUUUGGAAUGCCUAGGUCACAGAAUCGACCGUCACGGUCUGCAUAAAUCUGACAAACACAUCGAAGCAAUUCGCGACGCGCCACGACCUGAAACCCCCGAGGAAUUGCAGCUUUUCUUAGGUAAGGCAACCUAUUACAGUGCGUUUAUUCCGAAUCUCUCCUCUAGAGCACGAAGCAUGCGUGACAUGCUGGUCACCGACACGUUUGAGUGGACUGUUGAGGCAGACAAGGCGUACCAAGAUUUGAACGAGGCACUUAUCUCUCCGCAAGUACUGAUGCAGUACGACCCAACAUUACCACUUGUUUUGGCAACAGACGCAAGCAAGACAGGACUCGGAGCGGUACUUUCCCAUUGCCUGACUAAUGGAACGGAACGACCGAUAGCAUACGCCAGUUGCACGAUGUCCAAAACAGAACAACAGUACCCACAAAUCGACAAAGAAGCCCUCGCGAUAGUGUGGGCGGUUAAAAAGUUUUUUCAUUACCUAUAUGCCCGAAAAUUUACUUUGAUCACAGAUCACAAGCCACUCACGCAGAUUUUGCACCCAAAAAAGUCCCUUCCGACACUAUGCAUCAGUCGAAUGGCAAACUAUGCUGAUUACCUGGCUCAUUUCAACUUCGAUGUAAUCUACAAACCAACCAAACUGAACACCAACGCCGAUUAUUGUUCCCGCAUUCCGAGCAGAUCAACUCAGUCCAACGUCAACAUUCUGUCUAGCGAGGAAAGAGAUGACGAAGAUGGAUUCGAACGGUUUGCCCUUCUUCAGAUACAGCAACUCCCACUGCGAGCUGAUACCAUAGCACGCGAAACACGGAAGGAUCCGCAGCUCGGGAAAAUUGUUCGAGAAUUGGAAUUAGGUCGUAACCUUACACAGUUAGGCUACAAGGCGCCAGAGACAAAAUAUGCGAUAGUCGCCAAUUGCUUGCUAUUCGAACAUCGAGUAGUUAUUCCAGCUGUUCUGCGCCAGGCAAUCCUACAUGAUCUGCAUACAGCACACUUCGGUGUCGUCAGGAUGAAAGGACUGGCGCGAUCAUAUGUUUAUUGGCCAGGAAUUGACGCGGACAUAGAACGAACAGCAAAGUCAUGUAUGGAGUGCGCGCGUUUUGCACCGGCACCACCAAAGUUCAGUAUUCACCACUGGGAAUAUCCAAACGGGCCGUGGGAACGAAUUCACAUCGAUUAUGCCGGUCCCGUUGCUGGUGUAAUGCUACUAAUAAUCGUCGAUGCAUUCAGUAAAUGGUGCGAAGUUAAAUCCACUACGUCUACAACAACAGCUGCCACUAUCAAGCUUCUCGACGGGCUCUUUUCGGCAUAUGGCGCACCAGUAACAAUAGUGUCGGACAACGGACCACAGUUUACCGCCACGGAAUUUAAAACUUUUCUGCAGCAGAGCGGUGUGAAAUAUCACAAGCUGUCAGCUCCUUAUCACCCUGCAACUAAUGGCCAGGCCGAGCGUUAUGUACAGACGGUCAAAAAUGCUUUGAAGGCGAUGGGAACAACUAGUGAAAACUUGCAAAGCAAUCUUAACGUUUUCUUGCAACAGUACCGAAAAGCGCCGCACACCGAAACUGGAGAAUCACCAGCGAAAUUGUUCCUUGGUCGAAACAUCCGGACUCGACUGGACCUCGUACGUCUACAGAAUGCCAACACGAACAUCACUGAGAAACAGCAAGCAACGUUCUCCCCAUCGUUCCGCUUAUUCACACCAGGCCAACAAGUGUUUUUCCUUUCCGGUAAUCCGCGGAUGGACAAAUGGAUUCCUGGAAUCAUUGCUGUACGGUUGGGAGAUUUGCACUACGAGAUUGUUUACAAGUCAAACCAUCUGAAACGUCAUGUCGAUCAAAUCAGAUGUUUCGAAGGUAGCGACGGAAAGCAGCCAACACAAACGCACACACCUUCAAGCGAACCAAGGUAUUCGAUGGCAGCAGGUGAGGCCCCUCGCACCGUUCGUUAUUAUAGCAACACAAUGACAUCACAAGAGCCACCAGUAUACGCAGAAUCCAGCGCAUCAGGCGAAAGGUCUUCUGUCCCAGAUUCAUCUGAUGAACAAUUUGUGACACCAAGGUCCAGUCCGGUUCAGUAUAGAGAAAACUCUCCACCUGCAGUCCGCCGCACGAACAGACUACGUCGUGCCCCUCUACGAUAUUCUCCGUAA